GUCAAGAUCGACAAUCCAAUUUUCAAAAAACUCAGAGCUCCAUCCCUCCUUUCUACCCUACAAUGUCCACAACCCCAAUCCAAAAUGGCCCUCAACCCGCCACAACAGCACCCCCUCGCUCAGCACAACGCGAUGGAGUAAAUAGCAAACUAGGAACUUUCGGCGUUAAAUCUGGUUUGGCUCAAAUGCUCAAGGGAGGUGUCAUCAUGGAUGUUAUCAACCCAGACCAGGCACGCAUUGCCGAAGAGGCAGGGGCAUGUGCUGUCAUGGCCCUCGAGCGCGUUCCUGCUGAUAUCCGUGCAGAGGGGGGCGUUUCACGCAUGAGCGACCCCGCCAUGAUCAAGUCCAUCGUCGAUGCAGUCACAAUCCCAGUCAUGGCAAAAGUCCGCAUCGGCCAUUUCGUAGAAGCGCAGAUCCUCCAAGCCAUCGGCAUAGACUACAUCGACGAAUCCGAAGUCCUUACCCCCGCAGACGAAGAACACCACAUCAACAAACACAAUUUCAAAGUCCCCUUCGUAUGCGGUGCACGCAACCUAGGCGAAGCCCUACGCCGCAUCUCAGAAGGUGCAGCUUUCAUCCGUACAAAAGGCGAAGCAGGGACCGGUAACGUCGUCGAGGCGGUACGACACCAACGUUCAAUGAUGAGCGAGAUCCGAAAAGCUAGCGUCAUGAGCGAAGAAGAGCUGUUUGCGUAUGCAAAGGAGAUACAAGCUCCGUUUCACCUCUUGAAGGAGACAGCGCGGCUGAAACGGUUGCCGGUCGUCAAUUUCGCUGCGGGGGGUAUCGCCACCCCGGCUGAUGCAGCGCUUAUGAUGCAACUAGGCUGUGAUGGAAUUUUUGUUGGUUCCGGCGUUUUCCACUCUGGUGACCCGGCCAAACGGGCGCGAGCGAUCGUACAAGCGGUGACUCAUCAUAAUAACCCAAAGAUGCUCGCAGAAGUCUCUGAAGAUCUAGGUGCUGCUAUGGUCGGUCUCACGAUCGAUGAAAAUUUAAAAGGGGGCAGACUUGCUUCCCGCGGGUGGUGAAAAUAAAACCUUUUUUAAAAGGAGACAAUCAAGCGAUUGUGUAGGAGGAGGUAAACUUAUAGGUGUAUGUAUAUCACAUAGAAUGCACAUGCAUGUCGACGGCAAGAUCGCUGCAGAAUGAGUCGUAUGCGAGGCUUAGGCUUGGCCAGUCGUCCUUCCAUCAUUCAAGGUCUCAGUACACGUUCACUGAACGUUUAUGUGCUAUGACAUACUUGGGCCUUCCCAUC
Molecule: messenger RNA, 1252 nt
Organism: Suillus paluster
Lineage: Eukaryota; Fungi; Basidiomycota; Agaricomycetes; Boletales; Suillaceae
Product: SOR/SNZ family-domain-containing protein
Exons: 12
Coding region: 63-1025 (320 amino acids)
Biological process (GO): pyridoxine biosynthetic process; pyridoxal 5'-phosphate biosynthetic process; amino acid metabolic process
Molecular function (GO): amine-lyase activity
Source: RefSeq, a predicted model, not a curated record